Prorocentrum cordatum is the source of this 2304-nucleotide messenger RNA. The record is from the annotation of a GenBank genome assembly. NCBI's taxonomy places the organism in Eukaryota, Dinophyceae, Prorocentrales, Prorocentraceae.
AUGGCCGGGGAGACGCAGGUCUCGGGCUCGGGGGACGCGGCCUGGCCCGACGGGAGCGUCGCGCCGAAUGUGAUCACCUACAACUCGCUGAUCAGCGCGUGCGAGAAGGGCAACAACCUUGCCAAGGCGACCGAGCUCUUCGACAUGCUCCAGCGGGACAACUGCGAGCCCACCGUGAUCACGUACAACGCGAUGAUGAGCGCCUGCGCUAGGGGCAGGGACUUGGAGAAGGCCCAGGAGCUCUUCGACGCGAUGCAGCAGAAAGAGAUUCGGCCAGACGCCGUGAGCUACAACGCGCUCAUCAGCGCCUGCGAGAAGUCCAGGCAGCCCGAGAGGGCGCUCGGGCUGCUCGACCAAAUGCAGGAGAACAGGGUCACCCCCACCAUCGUUUCGUGGAGCACCGCGAUCACGGCGUGCGAGAAGAGCCGGCAGCCGGAGAGGGCGCUGGAGCUAUUCGAGGCCAUGUUGCGCCAAGGAUGCACCCCCGACACCAUCACCUACAACGCGCUGAUCAGCUCCUGCGAGAAGGGCAGGCAGGCCGAUACUGCCCUGCUGCUGUUUGAGCAGAUGCAGGGCCAGCGGCUGGUGCCAGACGUAGUGACCUUCAACGCGUUGCUGAGCGCCUGCGAGAAGGGCGGGCAGCUUGACAAGCGGUUUCCCCGUUCGAGUUUCGCGCUGUUGAGGCUAUUUCAUCCUCAGUUGGCCCGUUCGAGCCUCGCGCUGUUCGGGGCAUUCAUGGCAGUCGCGGCGCUGGACGCUGCUGCCGCCCUGGCGCCGCUGGUUCGAGCGGCAGCCGAAGGCGCGGCAGCGGGGGGCGCUGCGAGGCACGGCAUCGCGGCCGCCGUGGCCGCCGCGGCGCGCGUCGGUGCUGAGCUGACCGGGGGCUGGGCUGCAGAUGGAGCUGGCGAUGAGGAGGACGCCGAGCUCGCCCUGCGGCUUCGGGCCAUCAGGCCAGCCCUGGCGCGCCUGAUCCGCGGCGAGAGGGCUUCGGGCGCCGAGCGGGCGACUCGGAACCUCGGGGCCCACGCCUUCCUCGGUGAAGGCGCCGAGGUCCUCGAGGCCGCGCUCGAGCGGCCGCAGGCCAGCCAGCGCCGUGGGCGGUCUGGCGCCCUCGCUCCAACGGAUCUGGGGGCUGUCAGCCAUCCUCCCCCUAAGGCGGGAUGGCGACCCAGCCUGGAGGCGAGGCGCUGCAGCAUGGCGCCGCCCACAGACGAGUGCGGCUACAACGGCGAUGCGAAGAACGACGAUGACGGGCACCAGCAGCACGUGGACGAGCAGCAGCACGUGCAGCUGCACAACCAGUACGAGAUCAAGUACGGCGUCGGCGACGAAGAGCUCGAGGGCUACGGCAGCGGUCCCGAUGAGGUCAGGUUCGAGUCCAAGCCCGAGCUCGGAAAGUGCGCUGGCGACGGAGCGCAGGACGAUGAUUCCAGGCACGUCGACGACGACACCCUCGGCGACGCCUGCACGGGCGAGGACGGUCUCUGCCCCGGCGAGGUGCAGGCGCCCCUCGGCACCCAGCACGACGAGCCGAGCGAUGCGCAGGACGAGGGCGAGUACGAGGAGUGCACGGACGCGGACCUGGGCGCUGGCGGUGGCGCGGCGGCGACGGAGGCAGCCGAGCCCGCCACGUACACAGCAUGGAGAACGGCUGCGAGGCGGGGGAGGGCCGCGACCCGCGGCACUGCCUUCGUCCUGGCGGAUCGUGUGGGGUCGGCGCCCGAGGCGCGGUGGCAGUGGAGGCUCGAGGAGCUCGGGCGAGAUGGCGGCCCGAAGGCACCCAGCGCCUGCCCGCCGACCACUGCGGUGAAGGGGGUGGAGUGUGAGAGGGACUCGGCCGAUGAUGAUGAGGCUGCAAAUGAUGAGCCUCUUGGCAUUGACCCGUCGGAGUACACUGUCAAGCACGACGGGCGCAUGCAGCCAGGUGUUGCACAGCAGGACCUCCAGGAGAAGGUCGGGAUCGGCUCCGCGGGCCCCACGAGGGAGGUUCACUUCGAGGAGGAGUGCACGUGGGCGGACUCCCAGCGGGUCCAGGAGCAGGAGUCGGAGGCCCAGGACAAAACUACAUCGGAGCCCGCUCUCGCCGAGACGCCGAUGCGCGUGGGCACCCAGGCGGUCUCCGAGCAUCAGUCCGACGCCAACCAGCAGCGCGACUCCGAGCAGCCCGAGGAGCAGCAGCAGUUCCCUUCCGAGCGGGCGGAGCUCGCGGCGCUGCGGGCCAGAUACAACGGGCUGGUAGCUGGGGUUCGCGCCGCCUUGGGCGCCAAGCUGCGCGCAGCCCGCGAGGCGCGCGGCAGGCGCUGA